Molecule: messenger RNA, 2143 nt
Organism: Maniola jurtina (meadow brown)
Lineage: Eukaryota; Metazoa; Arthropoda; Insecta; Lepidoptera; Nymphalidae
Gene: Polr3C
Product: DNA-directed RNA polymerase III subunit RPC3
Exons: 11
Coding region: 162-1670 (502 amino acids)
Biological process (GO): DNA-templated transcription
Cellular component (GO): RNA polymerase III complex
Molecular function (GO): single-stranded DNA binding
Source: RefSeq, a predicted model, not a curated record
AUUUUGAUUUUUUGAGGUUAUUUUUGGUUAAUAAACAAAACAAAUAUUUUCUAUUGGAAUGAUUGAUACUUCAUAAAAAGCUGUAUUAAAUUAUAUUUUAAACUUACAUUACUUGCAAUUGAGCUAUUAUUUACAGCAGUAUUUGGUCUAAUCAUAGAAAUAUGUCGCAUCAACUCGGUCGGGUGGUUUCUCAAGUUCUACAUCGAUAUUUUGGCGAAAUUGUGCAAAAUGUCGGCCACGAUCUAUUUAUAUAUGGAAGUAAACCCAUUAAUAUGAUUGUGAAGACGACGGGGCUUCCUCGAACUCAGGUUAUAGACAGCUUGAGGACCUUACUGAAGUUUGAUUUAGCUACUUUUGAGGGCACGGAUGUGAUAGUUGAUUACAAACUAUUGCCUGAAAAUAUACUGCUACUCAUAAGAUAUCCAAGGUACCUGCUGCAAAUGAAGAGCAAGUAUGGCAGCGAGGCGGAGAUGCUGGUAGAGGAGUUGCUGCAGCAGGCCAGCUGCUCCGCCACCACUCUGCUGGUCACCGUCAUGAACAAAUACAAAGAUGACAAAGAAAAGAAUCUAAACUUGAUGAAUCUCAAGGACACGUUCAUAAGCCUGGUCACAGCGGGCUACAUACAGCAGGCGCCGCUGGCAGAGCUGCGGGAAGGCAGCGAGGUGCCCACGCUCGUGGCAGCCGAGACCAAAGCCCCCGAGCUGGACAUGAGGGAGCUCAUGCAGGCUGUGGCCAGCAACCUGGCUGAUGUGAAGGAUAAUGUGUACUGGAAAGUGAACUAUGACAGAUUUCACCUGGACUUUCGGGAUGAUGUUAUGAUAAAAGCUAUCACGAGGCGAAUUGAUGAAAACGCGGGUGAAUUAAUGCGUCUGAUGCUGGAGCAAAUGUAUUUGACGUCGUCUCCUUGGGCGGCCGAGUCCACGCCCGUGCCCGCGAUCGACCUGCGCGAGCACGCGCGGCGCCUCGCCGACAAACCGCUGCUGCAGCAACACAUCGACCAGUACCUUCGAGUUAUCGAGGAGAACGGCGCGGGUUUCGUGCGUCGGUGCGGCGACGCGGGCGGCGGGCAGUACGCCGUGUGCGCGCGGGGAGCGGCCGACCAGCUGCUGGAGGCGCUGCUGGACCACACCGUCACCGAGCGACUCGGAUCCAAGGCGCACAGGAUAUUUAGGUUAAUUCGUUCCAAGAAAUACAUAGAAGAGGAGGAUAUACAGAAGAAUGCAAUGUUACCCAACAAAGAGUGCAAAGAAUUGACUUACAAACUACUAGAAGAACAUUUUAUUAGCGUACAGCCAAUGAGAAAAGCGGCCUCUGCUGGCGGAACGGCGAAAGCUAUUUAUUUAUACCACGUUAAGAUUUAUGAGGUAGCACACACAGUACGCGAGAUGUGUUACCGCGCGCUACACAACAUCAUCUCGGUGGGCGCACACGUGCGACAGUCGCACGCGCGACUCUUGGACAAGCAACGCCGCGUGCGCUCCAUAGUGCACGGGAUGAGGAUGCGCGGUGAACCACAGCAGAAUAUUGAUGAUGUGCUGGAGACGCUGACGCCGCCGGAGCUGGCGGCGGUGAGCGCGGCGGAGGCGAGGCUGCGCACGCUGGCCGCGGCCGAGAUAGAGCUGGACCGAGCGCUGUUCCUUCUCUCCUGCUAUUUCGCCUACCCACGGUAGCGAGUGCCAUGCAAUGUAUGUUUCGCGACAGAUCAAGAUGGUAAUCGGAGUAUGAGGCCAGGGGACGCCUCGCACUAACCCGGUGCGGGCGACGUGCGGUUGUGCGGAGCGUCCCCCGCCUCAUACCCCGAUUGGCAUCUCGACCUGUCGCGAACUAUACAUAGACCGAUGAGUCAUGGACUUACCUACUAUUCAAACAAAGGCUAAAGCGCGCGUCAAGAUGUAAUAUGCCAGUGGCGUGGAGGCCAUAGAGGCAUGAAAGCACUGCUUACCUCAGGAGAACUAGCUCAUUGUUCAUUAAUCCAAUAAAUAGGUGCCUACCUAAAUAAUGCUUACUCUAGCUUCAAAUCUUGUGCUGGUAAUAGCGUAGAAGAUGAAAGCCGCGCCGCAUUGAUAGAAGACCCGUGCUCAAUAGUGGACUGGCGAUGGGUUGAGAUUUUAUGAUUAUUAUUAUGUAUAUUUUCCUUUUUAGG